This is a messenger RNA of Zonotrichia leucophrys gambelii, 2269 nucleotides long. RefSeq names its product post-GPI attachment to proteins phospholipase 3 (gene PGAP3). The coding region runs from base 37 to 1005 and encodes 322 amino acids. Gene Ontology annotation, biological process: GPI anchor biosynthetic process. The transcript is spliced from 9 exons. Lineage: Eukaryota; Metazoa; Chordata; Aves; Passeriformes; Passerellidae. Gene Ontology annotation, molecular function: hydrolase activity, acting on ester bonds. Gene Ontology annotation, cellular component: endoplasmic reticulum membrane. The record is from RefSeq and is a predicted model, not a curated record.
UCCGGGGCGGGCCGGAAACGGCCGGGCCGGGCGGCGAUGGCGGCUCGGGCCGUGCUGCUGCUGCUUCUCAUGGCGGCGGCAGCACCGGGCCCGGCCCAGGGCUCGCAGGGGGACCGGGAACCGCUGUACCGGGAGUGCCUGAGCCGCUGCGAGCGGCAGAACUGCUCGGGGGCGGCACUGCGGCACUUCCGCGCCCGGCAGCCGCUCUACAUGGGCCUGACAGGCUGGACGUGCCGGGACGAGUGCCAGUACGAGUGCAUGUGGCUGACGGUGCGGCUGUACCAGCAGGGCGGGCACCGCGUGCCGCAGUUCCACGGCAAGUGGCCGUUCUCGCGGUUCCUGUUCGUGCAGGAGCCGGCCUCAGCCUUGGCCUCGCUGCUCAACGGCCUGGCCAGCCUGGUGAUGCUGCUGCGGUACCGGGCAGCCGUGCCCCCCGCAGCGCCCACCUACCCCACCUGCACCGCCUUCGCCUGGGUCUCCUUAAACGCCUGGUUCUGGUCCACCGUGUUCCACACCAGGGACACGGCGCUGACAGAGAAACUGGAUUAUUUCUGUGCUUCGGCCGUCAUCCUGCACUCCGUGUACCUGUGCUGCGUCAGGACGCUGGGGCUGCAGCGCCCAGCCUUAAUCAGCAUCUUCAGAGCCUUCCUCCUCCUCUUCCUCGCCGGCCACAUCUCCUACCUGAGCCUCGUGCGCUUCGACUACGGCUACAACCUGGUGGCCAACGCUGCUGCUGGGAUGCUGACGGUGGCGUGGUGGCUGCGCUGGUGCCUGCGGCAGGGCCGGCGGCUGCCGCACGUGUGGAAAUGCGCGGCCGCGGUGCUGCUGCUGCAGGCGCUGGCGCUGCUCGAGCUGCUCGACUUCCCCCCCCUGGGCUGGGUGCUGGACGCCCACGCGCUCUGGCACAUCGGGACCAUCCCCCUCAACGUGCUCUUCUACAGUUUCCUGAUGGACGACAGCCUCUACCUCCUGAAGGCCAACUCCGACCUCUUCAAAGUGGACUAGAGCUGCUGGGGGGGGUGGGCAGAGCCCCCCGUGCCCCCCCAGGGCUGUGCCCUGCCCUGUGCCAAGCAAGCCCCCAGCCCCCCCUGGCCGUGGCCUCCUGACCCCCCCCCGUUUGCCUUCUGAGGUUUGUGGUGCCCCCCCAGCCCCCCUGUGCCCCCCCAUGUGGGCACUGAGGGGUCCAGGAAAGCUGAGAGCCCCCCAAACCCUCCCCAUGCUGAGUUGGGGGACCCCAAUGAGGUGACAGUGGCAGUUUGGGGACAGUGGGUGAUUUUGGGGGGAUCCAGGAGAGCUGAGCCCCCCAAACCCUCCCCAUGCUGAGCUGGGGACCCCCCCCCAUGAAUGAGGUGACAGUGGCUGUUUGGGGAUGGGGGUGAUUUUGACAGGAUUUGGGGGGGGGUCCAGCACAUCUGAGCCCCCCCAGACCCUCCCCAUGCUGAGCUGGGGACCCCCAGUGAGGUGACAGUGGCAGUUUGGGGACAGGUGGGUGAUUUGGGGGGGGUCCAGCACAUCUGAGCCCCCCCAAACCCUCCCCAUGCUGAGCUGGGGGACCCCAAUGAGGUGACAGUGGCUCUUUGGGGACAGGGGGGUGAUUUGGGGGGGGUCCAGGAUAUCUGAGCCCCCCAAACCCUCCCCAUGCUGAGCUGGGGGACCCCAAUGAGGUGACAGUGGCAGUUUGGGGACAGUGGGUGAUUUUGGGGGGGGUCCAGGAUAUCUGAGCCCCCCAAACCCUCCCCAUGCUGAGCUGGGGAUCCCCCCCCCCCAUGAAUGAGGUGACAGUGGCUGUUUGGGGACAGUGGGUGAUUUUGGGGGGGGUCCAGGAUAUCUGAGCCCCCCUAAACCCUCCCCAUGCUGAGCUGGGGACCCCAAUGAGGUGACAGUGGCAGUUUGGGGACAGUGGGUGAUUUGGGGGGAUCCAGGAUAUCUGAGCCCCCCCAGACCCUCCCCAUGCUGAGUUGGGGACCCCCAGUGAGGUGACAGUGGCAGUUUGGGGACAGUGGGUGAUUUUGGGGGGAUCCAGGAGAGCUGAGAGCCCCCCAGACCCUCCCCAUGCUGAGCUGGGGACCCCAAUGAGGUGACAGUGGCAGUUUGGGGACAGUGGGUGAUUUUGGGGGGUCUGUGUGCAUGGGGGGGCUCUGGCGGGGGUGGGGGGUGUUGUGUGGGUGCCUUGGGGCUGGGGGUGCCCCCUCCCAGCCCAGAGGGGCUGUGCCCCCCCAGUUUCCCCCUCCCUGGGUGUGUUGUGGGUGUGAAUAAAGCUGAGUUUAAU